AUGUUCCCCAGUGUGGAUCAUGUGCUGUAUCAGCUCCCUGGGUUGGGUGUGCAGCCCCUCCUCAUGGGGGAUCUCCAGGGCUUUUUCUCUCCCUUCAUUUGGCCACAGCUUGAGAAUGACAAAUCCUGGUUUGGGGAAAAAAAGAAGGGGGGGCACUUUUGAGGCACAAAGGCUGCAUCAGCACCUCCUCUGACUCCCUCUGCUUCCAAAGGGGAGGCCAAAGAGGAGGAAGACAGCAGUGAACUUCCUGCUGUUCUGGGGGACGAUGGUGAACUUCCCUCUGUACCGGGAGAUGAUGAUGGCAGUGAACUUCCCGCUGUUCUGGGAGGCAAGGGCGAACAUCCCGUGGUUUGGGAAUAUGAUGGCAAGGCUCCCGCGGUGUGGGACAAGGACAGUGGACAUCUCCUGGCAUGGGACGAGGAUGGUGGAGGUCGCUUGACAUUGGACGAGAAUGACCAAGCUCCCAUGGUGUGGGACAAGGAUGACGGACAUCUCCUGGCAUGGGAUGUCAACAGAGGACAUCCUGUGCCUUGGGAAGAGGAGAGUGAACAUCUCCCAGCAUGGGAAGUGGACAGUGAACGUCGUGUGGCUUGGAAAGAUGACGGUGAACCUGCAGCAUUCUGGGAAAAGAAUGGAGAACCUGCAGCAUUUUGGGAAGAGGAUGGAGAACAUCCCUCUGCUUGGGAAGAGGACACUGAACCUCCCUCUGCUAUGGGAUCCUGGGCUGAACAUUCUGACAGCAGCACAGCUCUGCAACCAGAGGGGAGAGAGGAGUGGUGCCUGAUGCAGCUGAGUACGUCUGCUCUGUUUCUGUGUGCCAGAGCAGGGUGCCGGAACAUCGUGAGCGUGGGGGAGCCUGCCGAGAAAUACCUGGAACUGGAGCAGAUUGGCCAAGGGGCUUUUGGAACCGUUUAUAAAGGACUCGACAGGGCCACUGGAGGAGAGGUGGCCAUGAAGAAAAUGAGUCUGAGAGAGAAGAACAGGGAACGAGCUGUGAAUGAGAUUCUGGUCCUGAAGGACAAGAAGAACCCCAACAUUAUCAACUCUUUGGACAGCUUCCUUGUUGAUGGAGAUCUAUGGCUGGUGAUGGAAUACAUGGAUGGAGGAACUUUGCAGGACGUUGUCAGACAGACACGCAUGGCUGAAGGAGAGAUGGCAGCUGUCAGCCAGGAGUGUCUGCAGGGCCUGGAUUUCCUCCAUUCAAACCAGGUGAUCCACAGAGAUCUGAAGAGCUCCAACAUCCUUCUGGGAAUGGAUGGCUCUGUCAAGCUGGCUGAUUUUGGCCUCUCUGCUCAGCUCAGCCCUGAGCAGGACCAGUGCAGCUCCAUGGUGGGCACUGCUCACUGGAUGGCCCCAGAAGUUGUGACCAGUUCUCCUUAUGGCCCCAAGGCGGACAUCUGGUCUUUUGGCAUUGUGACCAUAGAGAUGGUGGAAGGAGAACCGCCUUACUUCAAGCAAACGGGGGCCAUGGCUCGGGCUCUGAUCCGGCAGAAUGGGACCCCGCAGCUGCAGGAGCCCAGGCGCCUGUCGGCUCUGCUGCGGGACUUUCUCGAGUGCAGCCUGGAGCUGGAUGAGGAGCAGCGCUGGUCUGCCCAGGAGCUGCUGCAGAACCUCAUGGAAGAGGCCGUUUUGAGCAGCUCCACUGCACAGGAAUGCAAUGGAGAGGAAAAGCCCCUGAGAUCCCCCAAGAGGAGAGGCUGCAAACCUAGCCCAGGGAGCUGCAAGGAGAAAAACCCUUUCUGUGCCGGGAAGAUCAAAUUGCUGGUAGCUCCAAAGAUGGGUGUGCUGGAUGCAGAGAUCCAUGGGGAUACAGAGAUCCACCUGCAGGCCCUGGAGGAGACACACUGA
This is a messenger RNA of Hirundo rustica (Barn swallow), 1848 nucleotides long. RefSeq names its product serine/threonine-protein kinase PAK 3-like. Gene Ontology annotation, molecular function: ATP binding; protein serine/threonine kinase activity. Gene Ontology annotation, cellular component: cytoplasm. Gene Ontology annotation, biological process: regulation of MAPK cascade; regulation of axonogenesis; intracellular signal transduction. NCBI's taxonomy places the organism in Eukaryota, Metazoa, Chordata, Aves, Passeriformes, Hirundinidae. The record is from RefSeq and is a predicted model, not a curated record. The transcript is spliced from 13 exons.